AUGGCAGGUAAACCUUUUCGGUUGAAACCAGCAUUAUAUACGACGACUCUAGUUUAUAUAGCUGUACAAGUAGCUUUUCUCUCUUUUCUAUGUACUUAUUACAACUAUGGUAUCACAAAUUUAACGCGAUGGGCUGUGGAUCGACUAGACGAGUAUGAGUAUACACAUGACAAGAUUCAGUUGGUGAAAGGUUUCUGGAAAGAUACCAAAGAGAAUAUUAAGUUGCCAGCUCGCAAAGCAACGCAAGACGAUGUUAAGACAGUAGAAGCUGAAGUAAAUCUGGGGAGCGAAAUGCAGGUUUUCAACGCAGAACAGCUUGCAUUAUUUGAUGGGAGCAGAGCUUCCAGGCCUGUCUACCUCGCUAUUCUUGGGCGCGUGUACAAUGUCGACAAAGGGAAGAAACAUUAUGGAAAAGGUGGAGGAUAUCACUUUUUUGCCGGACGCGAUGCUACGCGCGCGUUUGUAAGUGGCGACUUUACUGAAGCUGGAUUGGUGGAUAACACGGACGGAUUAUCACACGAGGAUCUCCUUGGGAUUCGCGACUGGGUCUCUUUCUACGAAAAAGAUUACAAACUAGUUGGUGUUCUGAUUGGUAGAUACUACGAUUCGAACGGAAAUCCUACGAAGGAAUUGAAAGACGUGCUAGCUCGCAUGCAAACAGCUGCAGAAUGGAAACAAUCAAAGGCUGCCGAAGCUGAGGUAUUUCCACCGUGCAACAGUGAAUGGCAUCAAAACAGUGGCGGGCGUGUGUGGUGUUCAAUGAAGAGUGGUGGGAUACAACGAGAUUGGGCAGGAGUACCAAGGUUGCUUUACGAUCCUAAUACGAAACAGCAACGAUGCGCCUGUGUGAAAAAUUUUGGGCCAGGCUUGUCAUCAUAUGGUGCAAAAGGUAACAAUCGUGGUGACUUGGAUCACCCUAAUCUCAGGCAGUAUCCGAAGUGUUCACCAACUGCUAACAGCUGUCGACUUGAAAAUGACUAG
This is a messenger RNA of Necator americanus (New World hookworm), 981 nucleotides long. RefSeq lists its product as uncharacterized. NCBI's taxonomy places the organism in Eukaryota, Metazoa, Nematoda, Chromadorea, Rhabditida, Ancylostomatidae. The transcript is spliced from 10 exons. The coding region runs from base 1 to 981 and encodes 326 amino acids. Gene Ontology annotation, cellular component: endomembrane system; membrane. The record is from RefSeq and is a predicted model, not a curated record.